CCGAGCAUGCAGUGCUUCCCCGGGCUGGUGCUGGCGCUGAGCUCGCUGCUGGGCGCCCUGGCGCUGCUGCAGCUCUCGCUGCACCUGCGGGUGCCGUCCCGCUACGGGAAGCACGAGGAGCGGCUGUGCCGGCCGCGGGGCCGGCUGCCGGCGCGCUGCGCCUGGUUCCUGCAGGAGCUGCCCUCCUUCCUGGUGCCCGCGCUGCUGCUGGCGCUGCGCAGCCCGCCCCGCCUCGAGCCGCUCGGCUGCCGCCUCCUCUGCUGCCUCUUCUGCUGGCACUACUUCUACAGGACAUUUAUUUACCCUUUCUUCACUAGAGGCAGACCUUUCCCACUGCAAUUGCUUUUCUUUGGCAUGUUAUUCUGUAUCUAUAAUGGCUUCCUCCAGGGGUACUACCUGAUUUACUGCGCUGAAUAUCCAAACGAUUGGUGCACCGACAUCAGAUUUACAUCAGGCCUCCUCUUAUUUCUGCUGGGAAUGGGAAUCAACAUUCACAGUGAUCUCCUGCUGCGCCAGCUGAGGAAACCUGGGGAAGUCACUUAUAAGAUUCCUCAAGGAGGACUGUUCACCUAUGUUUCUGGAGCCAACUACUUUGGAGAAAUUGUUGAAUGGUUUGGUUUUGCCAUUGCAACCUGGUCUCUGCCAGCCUUCGCCUUUGCCUUUUUCACUCUUUGCUGCAUUGGUCCACGUGCUUAUCACCAUCACAGGUACUAUCUCAAGACAUUUACGGACUAUCCAAAAUCAAGGAAAGCCUUGAUUCCUUUCGUUUUUUAAUUAUUGAAAUAUGGACUCUUUGUUUUGUUUUUAUAGGAUUU
Molecule: messenger RNA, 815 nt
Organism: Poecile atricapillus (Black-capped chickadee)
Lineage: Eukaryota; Metazoa; Chordata; Aves; Passeriformes; Paridae
Gene: SRD5A2
Product: steroid 5 alpha-reductase 2
Exons: 5
Coding region: 7-774 (255 amino acids)
Biological process (GO): steroid biosynthetic process
Cellular component (GO): membrane
Molecular function (GO): 3-oxo-5-alpha-steroid 4-dehydrogenase activity
Source: RefSeq, a predicted model, not a curated record